Messenger RNA from Odontomachus brunneus, 3478 nucleotides. RefSeq names its product golgin subfamily A member 6-like protein 1. The transcript has 7 exons. NCBI's taxonomy places the organism in Eukaryota, Metazoa, Arthropoda, Insecta, Hymenoptera, Formicidae. Gene Ontology annotation, biological process: metaphase chromosome alignment; positive regulation of protein serine/threonine kinase activity; meiotic spindle midzone assembly. Gene Ontology annotation, cellular component: kinetochore; chromosome passenger complex; meiotic spindle midzone. Bases 290 to 2836 code for a protein of 848 amino acids. Gene Ontology annotation, molecular function: protein serine/threonine kinase activator activity. The record is from RefSeq and is a predicted model, not a curated record.
AAGUCGUUACUUCACGUUGGAAAAGUACUGAUUUGUCGGUCAUGUCCAAUUGAACCUGCAGGAAUAAGUGUUUUUUUUUUUUACAAAUAACGAAAAGGUAGAAUCCAAGUUAGAAAAACACUUAAACACUAAAGAAGAAAACGGAUGCUAGAUGUAUAAUUUGUCAAUAUUGUUUGAGUUUAUAUCGUGUAUGACUUGUAACGUCAAACGUGUCGUCAAAUUCACGUCGAUAUAACUGAUUGAAUUGAGUGGAACUCUCAAGGAUCGUUUUACCCGUCUAUCUUUCACGAUGGAUGUCAAAUCCAAGAAUGGAAUGUGGGGAAUAAUUGUGAAGGAUCUCUUGAGUAUCAGCAAGCGGCAUGAGGAAAUAUCAAAGCGCCUUGAAGAGAAUGUUAUGGAUCAAAAAGAAUAUUUGCAAGCAUUGUUCAAUCAAUUAUUACUACCAUCGUCUGUCCCGAUUGUCACAAAAACCCCAAAGAUUUCAAGGAAAAAAGUAUUAGAACGUAUUGAGACUAUACCAGAAGAUGAAGUAUUAGAACAGAAAAAUGUAGAAGAUAUUGUUCAAACUUUUCCCGAAAAAGAAAAAGAUUCAGACAAAGUAGUCCGUAGAACAAGAAGAAUAGCAUCUCUGAAAGCAGUGGAUAAUAUCACAAAGCAAAUACAAGAUUUGCACAAUACAAGACCAGCAAAAUUCAAUAAUGAAAAUGUUAGUUUCUCAGUAAAGAAAGGAAAGAGAGAGAGUAAGCUCAAGAGGAAAAAAUCUGCGCAAAACAGUUCUGAUGAAGAUGAAAAUAAGGUACGUUCUAAGUAUAGCAAAGUAGAGGUAGAUAAAGAAAACAAGGAAGAACCAGAAAAGAGAAUAAUAAGAAAAAUGACUGAACAACCUCUUCAGUCUAAUAAGGAGAUAAUUGAAAAGACCAAGGAGCAAAAUUCAUCUGAGAAAUUGCCAUGUUUCUCCAAAUCGGAAUCUGAAGAAUGUCAGGAGAAAGAAGUAAAGAAAGAGAGUGAUGCAAUUAUUUCUCCUACCACAGAUGUCAUUGAAGAAUCUAUAUACGAAGAUGCAAUUGGAAAACCAACUCCAAUUAUGAAUUCAACUCUAAAAUAUAGUUCUGUUAUGACUGAGAAAAUGUUGAAUGCCACAGUAGUAUUAGAGUCUUUACCACCACAGAGAAUAUUAAAUCAAACAGUUGUGAUCCAAAAGGAGUCGAGUCAAUUGAAUAGUAGAGAAAACAGCAAAGGAAGUUUGAAGAAAGCACAGCAAGACAGUACACGAUUGAUUAAAGAAUCUGUGGGACAAAACAUAUAUAAUGGGUUAAUUACAGAUGACGAGUCAUCACCUGAAUUAAAGAAAUCAAAGAAACAAAUUACCAAGAAGCAGAAGAAACACAUACUAUCGGUCUCCGAGGAUGACGAAGUUCCUAACACUCCUGUGAAGAAUGUAAAAGAGAAUUUUAAAGAUCCAAUUACACCCUUGGUUAAGCUCUCGCAAAUCAAAACUAUGUACAAAUCGAAUGCAUUGUUCAGUCCUUACGUGAAAGAGUCUGUGAAGAAAAGGGUCGAGGCGUUUGAGCAACAAGUGGUGACGCAGAGCCCAAAGUCUGUCGACGUGAAUGAGCCUACGAGAAUAACCAGAACAAAAACUCGUGCUAUGGCUGCCGCGGAGGCCGCAACAGAAACGAAAAAUACGGAUAAAAAUUAUACACAGAUAUUAGCUCGUAAGUCGCUCGCGAAAGCUAAGAAGAUAGCUUGCUUUGCAGAGAAGCAGAAGAAAGACAAUGAAGAAUCCAAAGAGAACAAGGAGCAAAUGCCAGAGCGAAUCAAUAAACUGACUAAAUAUGACAGGCUGAAUGCAAUGCCACAAUUAAAAACAACACCUCUGAACAAACCGAAACUCGUAACUCCAAUGUCUGCAACUCGUCUUCAAACUCCGUCAAGCACACAAAAUCUUGUGAAUCAUGGAAAAGCUUUAACCGCCUCGCGCGCGAAUAUCGUGAUUACCAUGGAGUCAUUUGUACAAGUUCCAAAGACUGCCAGUAAAAACAACUCUGCUGACAAAUUAGAAGAUAAAAGACGACACGAGGAAGAUGCGAUGAAGAAGAGAAAGGAAGCCUUGAAAUUACUGACGGAGGAAAAGAGAAGAAAGCGAGAAGAGAAGGAAUUGAAGAACAAGUUAGCCAGAGAAGCUAAGGAGAAGCAGGAAUUAGAGAAACGGCAAAAGGCAGAGAAAGAAAGAGAAGAGAGGGCGAAGCUGGCUCAGCUGAUGCAGGAAAAGCAGCGCGAGGAAAUGGAAAAGAAGCGCCUUGCACAAUUGCAGCGAACGCAGGAGAAGGAGGAACGUCGAAAAUUAGAAGAGCAUCAGAGAUUACAGAAAUUGUUAGAACAAGAGGAGGCGGAACGUUUGCUCGCCGAGCAAAAGCGUCGAGAACAGGAGGCCGAGAGACGUAAAGAAAUGGAAGUGAGAGUCCAGCAACAGGCUGAAGCGAUAAGAUUGAAGAAUAUGGCGCAAACGGCUCAAGUUAAACACAAACAAGCUGGUAAUAAGCAACAAGGGACUACGAAUUAUGUGUUAGACAGCGAACCUGACGAUGACGAAUCGGACGAUGAGAAUAGACCGAAACACGAAAUACCACAUUGGGCACAGACACAUGUACGCAAGGUGCAACUGGCAAUGCAACGGCACAUUCCAAAUGAAAUAGUGUACAAAUUCUUCGACACUCGUAAGUGCACGCCGGAUUUGACCGAGCUAUUUCAAGGUAUAGAUCGAAAUCGAUUGAAGCGUACCUCCAGUGCAAUCUGGAAAACGCCGCCGCGUUUUUCCAUGAUGGAAGGCGAAUAGGAUUCUCGAAUCGAAGCGCAAAUAUUACGAAUUUAAUAUCGUAGGAGAUAAUUGAUCGUGAUGUUGUGUCAUAACGAUUUUACUAUAUCAGACGAUCGAACGUAUUGUAUGCAUAUGAAAAUGUGAGGGCGCAUUGUUCAUUGCUACAAAUGUUCACACAACAAUAUAUGUAACGUGCGUUUUGUUCGACGAUAUUUAGUGUUCGCUACUUCUUUAUAUAUAAAUAUUAUAUCUUUGCUAAAAGGAGAUUAAAGACUUUUGUAGUACGCAAUUGGUUAAUCGGUAUUAGAGAGUCAUUAUGUCGAGGUUUUAAUGCAACUACUGCACGUUUUUAAUGCUCGUGUUUUAAUGCACGACUACUACUAAUUCAAAUAAAUUAGUACUCAAUUAUUUCACAUUAUUUAUAUAUUUAUAUUAAGAUAUAUAUAUUAUUGGUUCAUCAUUUUGUCGACUUAUUGAAGACUCAACGUUGCGACGAAGUAACUUUCGUAGAUAUGUCUUUGUUGCGGUUGAACGCAUUCACGAUGGCUUCAAUGCUCUUCUUAAAUACACUUACUAAAGUCGAGAUUACCGUAAUGUAUUAGAACAUCUUGUACGAGAUCCUUCCAGUGAUUCAGAAUAAAAAUCAAUACGUAAAAUCUA